GCCGUGGUGUUGCGUUCCGCCGCAGCCGGCGGCUUUGCUGCCUUGGUCGAGCUCCUGAUCAAGAGGAAGAGAGACGAGGCCUUUGAUAGCGGCUUUAAGAAGUAUUUGAACGACCCAAACACCGAGGGGUGCACUGCUCUUUACCUUGCCGCAUCUGAGGGCCAUACCGCCGUGGUUGGGCUUCUUCUGAACUGCGAGGGCAUCGAGCACGGCAAGCAGAACACCAAAGGGUGGUCGCCUCUGAGGGCCGCCCUGAGCAAUGACCACGGAGAACCAUCCGAGAUCCUCCUCGCGCACACAGAUGGGGCUAAAAUGAAAGCCGACCGCAAGCAAAACAGCGGCUGGAGCGCCAUUUGCCAGGCUGCGAGCGGGGGCCAGCUUCAUGUUGUCAACCUGCUUCUCCGGGACAUCGCCGUCGUGGGCGAGAUAGACGAGCUAGACGCCGAUGGGUUUUCCGCCCUGUACCUGGCCUCGAACGGCGGCCAUGCCAGAGUGGUCAAGCGGCUCAUUGAAAACGGAGCGUGGGUCAACAACAAGAACAACAAGGGCGGGCUGACGGCCCUCUUUGCGGCGUCAACUGCCGGCGACGCCCAGUUGGUUGGUCUCCUCCUUGGCAAGUACGCCGACCCCAGAAUCCGAUCCAACGAGGGAGAGACUCCGUUGGAUGCGGCUGUGAGCGGCGGCCACACCGCCGUCGUCGAACUCUUGCUCGGUGCGCUC
Messenger RNA from Lasiosphaeria miniovina, 720 nucleotides. Its product is annotated as ankyrin repeat-containing domain protein. The transcript has 2 exons. NCBI's taxonomy places the organism in Eukaryota, Fungi, Ascomycota, Sordariomycetes, Sordariales, Lasiosphaeriaceae. Gene Ontology annotation, cellular component: cytoplasm; nucleus. The annotation marks the transcript as partial. The record is from RefSeq and is a predicted model, not a curated record. Gene Ontology annotation, molecular function: protein binding.